AUGAACGGGAGCCUCGUGGACGUGGAGGCGGACCCUGCCACUGGCAGGAUGUCGACGAACUUGCAGGUGCACACCCCGCGCGUUUCCGAGAGGAUUAUUGACGAGGGAGGCGGAUUUAUGUCGGCCGGCGCGACGGAAAGGAUCUUCGACUCAGAGGCCAUCCACAGGUGGACAGACUGUUACGAAGACGAUUACAUCAAGCGUCAAUUCUCCAUGGGUGUCUCCCUUGGCGACAACGGGGCGGCAUUAUUCACAGACGCCGAGGACGCCACGGAAUGGAUGCAGAGCAUUUUUGCAAUGACGAACAUGGUCUACGAACCUCAGCUCAACAUCGCGUUAAUGAUCGACGCGGUCUACAUCCCAGCGUAUGUCUCAGAGUCCACGGACUGGGCCAGCUGCGCCAGUGGCAUCAGUCAGCAGCUGGAUGAUGCGAUGGCCUGGUCGCAGCCGUCCAGGCAGGGCUUGUGGCAUGUGUUCGACGACUGCUUCACAAAUGGUCAGGCUGGCACCGUCGGCCUGGCGGUCUUGGGGUCCGCCUGGAAUGGGUUCUGUGCGAUGGACCCGUUGGGUGGGCAGAUGACCAAUGUCGGUGUCACGUACAUCACUUCUGGCACCUGGCUGACGUUUGCUCACGAGGUUGGCCACAACUUCGGGGCCGACCACGCAUUCGAGAACGGGCAGGGUACGACGGGCGGAAUCAUGGAUUACGGAGAUGGCAGGUAUGAGGGCAUCUACCAGUUCAACACGGAAUCUACCAAGGACGACAUUUGUCCCGUUGUCUCAGCUCGUGUCGAUUCGGGCUGCGAUGCCCUCACGUACUACGACGCUGUGUGCGGGAACGAGCUCGUGGAGGACGGGGAGGAGUGCGAGUGCGCGGGGGGUGCCCUGUCGUGCAGCUUCUGCAAUAAUUGCGUCCUCGACUCGGGGAAGGACUGCACCCCGUCUGCGCCCGUCGGUGCCGACUGCUGCAACUGCGACGGCACCUUCAAGUCCAGCAAGGAAACGUGCAGCGUCUGGACUGGCGCCACCGGCUACUGCGACCGGGGAUCGUGCGAGCGCGUCUGGUGCACGGGAGGGUUUUAUUUCGCCUCCAAUUUUAUAAUGAACGACUUCUGCGGCCUGCACGCGAACAACGACUGCAAGAUCAACUGCGACCUCGAAGGGACUGGCUGUACACCCAUGUGGGGGUACACGGGAAGUAUUGGGCAAGACGGGGUGCUGAACACGCUUGACGACGGAACACCUUGCGAGUCGGGCCAGGGUGUGUGCAUAAGCGGCACCUGCGUCGGCAACAACGUCCCGGCGCCAACGCCGACGGGGUGUACGAUGUCGAUUGUCGGCAACACUUGUGACACGUAUUGGGAAAAGUACGGACAAACUUGUGCGCAGAGGGAAAAUGCUGGCUGGGACUGCUCUGGGUGCAACUGCGCUGGUGACACUUGGUUUGAUCCGGUGCCAACGGUCCAAUGCAGUCCGACGCCAGCCCCACCUCCGACUCCACCUGUGACUCCAUCUCCGACUCCACCAAUGACUCCAGCUCCAACCGUGCCGACAGUCGCGCCGACUCCAGUGCCAACUGCAGCGCCGACUCCAGCUCCCACUCCACCGCCGUCUCCAGCGCCCACUCCGAACUUGCCACCCUGCGUUGGAGCAUAUGCGGACCUCUUCGUAAACGCCUAUUACUCUGAUGAGCCCGACGGAUGCGCCACGUAUGGAGAGUUCUGGCCAAACCCGAACGGUGAGAAUGUUAUUGGCGGGAGCCAUAGCUAUUGCGAUGACGACACGAAUACUUUUGAUGGAGUCGAAUACACAGCAGAUCAGAUCUGCUCAGAGUGCAACCAGUGCUGGGAUCAGCCACCAACGCCGGCUCCGCCACCGUCUCCAGCGCCCACUCCGAAUUUGCCAUUCUGCGUUGGAGCAUAUGCGGACCUCUUCGUAAACGCCUAUUACACUGAUGAGCCCGACGGAUGCACCACGUAUGGAGAGUUCUGGCCAGGCCCGGACGGUGAGACUAUUGGCGGGAGCUAUUCUUAUUGCGAUGACGACACGAAUACUUUUGAUGGAGUCGACUACACAGCAGCUGAGAUCUGCGCAGAGUGCAACCAGUGCUGGGAUCAGCCACCAACGCCGCCUCCGCCACCAACGCCAGCGCCCACUCCGAAUUUGCCAUUCUGCGUUGGAGCAUAUGCGGACCUCUUCGUAAACGCCUAUUACACUGAUGAGCCCGACGGAUGCACCACGUAUGGAGAGUUCUGGCCAGGCCCGGACGGUGAGACUAUUGGCGGGAGCCAUACCACCAACGCCGCCUCCGACAUACUCGCCGCCUCCGACGCCAGCCCCAACUUUUGCUCCGACGCCGGCUCCGACGCUGGCGCCGACAUCACCGCCAGCGCCGACGCCGCCGCCGUUGUGCAGGGCUUGGUGCGAUACAGAUUCGGACCCGUCCCAGUGCGACUGGGGCGCUUGCAACGGCUGCUCUGCGUGCAUUCCGCCGUCUGCAGCGCCGACUCCAGCGCCACCGACUCCAGCGCCGCAGCCGACUGUAGCAGCUACGCCAGCACCUACGCCAGCACCUACGUCAUCACCUACGUCAUCACCUGCGUCAGCACCUACGUCAGCACCUGCGCUUGCACCUACGCCAGCACCACCUACGCCAGCACCUACGUCAGCACCUACGUCAGCACCUACGUCAGCACCUACGCCAGCACCUACGUCAUCACCUACGUCAUCACCUGCGUCAGCACCUACGUCAGCACCUGCGCCAGCACCUACACCAGCACCUACGCCAGCACCGCUUCAGACGUCAGCACCUACGCCAGCACCACCUACGCCAGCACCUACGCCAGCACCGCCUCCGACGACAGCACCAACGCCAGCGCCAACGGCUGAACCCGUCUACGCCAUGAUCUACAGUGUAGGAAAGUGCAAAGGGACCGGGACCACGACCACGGCGGGCAGCCUCGAGGAAUGUGCCAUCCUGUGCGACGCACAAGUGGGUUGCCUCUUCUUGAGCUAUUCUGCUGGUUCUGGGGACUGUAAGCUUUCUCAGGACUGUGACGACGUCGGUGCAGACCCGAGCUACAGCGUGUACCAGAUUGGCGCAACCCCGGCUCCAACUUUGGCACCAACGCCACUGACCUGGGGCAUCUACGCUACUGGAAAGUGCAAGGGUGUCGCGACGUCGCACAUUACUGGGAUGACCGUCGCGGAAUGCGGCAGUUUGUGCGGGCAGUCGAACGGCUGCAUGUUCUUCAGCCACUCCGCGACGGAAUGCCAUGUGCAUCCUAGCUGUGCCGACGUGAACCCAUACCUAACGGACUUCACAAUCUACCACUUGGCGUUGACCAUGGCGCCCACCUUCGCGCCAGGGG
Prorocentrum cordatum is the source of this 3371-nucleotide messenger RNA. The record is from the annotation of a GenBank genome assembly. NCBI's taxonomy places the organism in Eukaryota, Dinophyceae, Prorocentrales, Prorocentraceae.